AUGGCUCUGUGGGGCCCGGACAGCUCGGGGCCCUGCUCCCGCGGGCCGUUGGAGGAGGCGGGGGCGGCGGCCGAGGAGCGCGAGGCGCCGGCGGCGGAGUCGGCGGCGGCGGCGGCGGUAGCCGUGCCGCUGGACGAGGAGGAGGACGAUGGCCGCGGCCUACCGCGCUGGGACGGCUUCUCGGCCUGGCUGCACUGCGUGUGUGUGGUGGGCUUCGACCUGGAGCUGGGCCAGGCCGUGGAGGUAAUUUAUCCUCAGCCUUCCAAACUUACUGAUAAAGAAAAAACCAAUAUUUGCUAUUUGUCUUUUCCAGAUUCGAAUUCAGGUUGUCUUGGAGAUACCCAGUUCUGUUUUAGAUUUCGACAGUCUUCUGGGAGGAGGAUGUCACUGCAUUGUUUCCUGGAUCAAUUUGACAAAGAUUUACCAGUUUACUUAAAGAAGGAUCCUGCUUAUUUUUAUGGAUAUGUGUAUUUCCGACAAGUUCGAGACAAAACUCUAAAAAGAGGCUAUUUUCAAAAGUCCUUGGUUUUGAUCAGCAAACUACCUUAUAUUCAUUUUUUUCACACUGUACUCAAACAGAUAGCACCAGAGUAUUUUGAAAAGAGCAAACCUUAUUUGGAAGCAGCUUGUAAUGAUGUUGAUCGAUGGCCUGCCCCAGUGCCAGGGAAAACAUUAUACCUGCCUAUUAUGGGAGUAGUAAUGAAGGUUCGGAUUCCCACAUGUCAUGACAAACCUGGGACAACUCAAAUAGUGCAGGCAGACACACACAUAUCUGUUGUUUUAUCUACUGUUCAUGAAGUGGAUCUUUUCAGGUGUUUUUUCCCAGUUUUCUUUCACAGUCAGAUGCUUUGGGAACUUGUGCUGUUGGGGGAGCCCCUUGUGGUCAUGGCACCAUCACCUUCAGAGUCUUCGGAGACUGUAUUGGCACUUGUUAACUGUAUUUCUCCAUUGAAGUACUUCAGUGACUUCCGACCUUAUUUCACUAUUCAUGAUAGUGAAUUCAAAGAAUAUACUACUCGUACUCAAGCCCCGCCUUCAGUCAUAUUAGGAGUAACCAAUCCCUUUUUUGCAAAAACACUUCAGCACUGGCCACACAUUAUUCGAAUAGGAGACCUUAAACCAGCAGGUGAAAUUCCUAAACAGGUUAAAGUGAAAAAAUUGAAGAACCUAAAGACUCUGGAUUCUAAACCUGGAGUUUAUACUUCUUAUAAGCCAUAUCUAAAUAGAGAUGAAGAGAUCAUAAAGCAACUACAGAAGGGUGUUCAACAGAAACGUCCUUCUGAGGCUCAAAGCGUUAUUCUGCGACGUUAUUUCUUGGAGUUGACACAAAGCUUCAUCAUCCCAUUAGAAAGAUAUGUGGCAAGCUUAAUGCCUUUGCAGAAAAGUAUUUCUCCAUGGAAGAGUCCACCCCAAUUAAGACAAUUUCUUCCAGAAGAAUUUAUGAAAACACUUGAGAAAGCAGGACCUCAGUUGACCUCUAGAAUAAAAGGCGAUUGGAUUGGACUUUACCGGCAUUUCCUAAAAUCACCAAAUUUUGAUGGUUGGUUCAAGGCCCGACGGAAGGAAAUGACCCAGAAAUUGGAGGCACUCCAUCUAGAAGCUCUUUGUAAAGAGGACUUACUUCUCUGGACCCAGAAACACACAGAAGUAGAAACAGUAGACCUUGUAUUGAAGCUAAAAAGUAAGCUGUUGCAGGCUGAUCGAGAGCACUUACCUGUGAAACCUGAAACUAUGGAAAAGUUACGGGGACACAUAGACGCAAUUAUCUUAGCAUUGCCAGAGGACCUACAAAGCAUCCUGCUCAAAACAAGCAUGACGUGA
This is a messenger RNA of Pipistrellus nathusii (Nathusius's pipistrelle), 1821 nucleotides long. NCBI's taxonomy places the organism in Eukaryota, Metazoa, Chordata, Mammalia, Chiroptera, Vespertilionidae. The record is from the annotation of a GenBank genome assembly.